AUGCUAGGACCGCUUACUGCCAUAGGAAAACGAAAUGCAGGUGAUACUGGAAACAGUUCAUUUGACCAUAAGACGGGUGCUGCUGCCGUCGUCAGGAAACUGAAGGUCGUUCUCAGCGCAGACCGUCGCCAUGCGUGGCACUUGGUCGUCAUUGACCGCUUUUACUCUUCAGUACUCCUCGCUAUCGAGCUUCUCGGAAUGAGCGUGUACGUAUUGGGCACUAUUAUGACGGACAGACUUGGCUUCGACAAGAACGUCAAAGCGCCUUCCCUGCAGACGCCAUGGCCCUCCAGUCCAGCCCGCUUUCUAUCGACCGCAUUCCCGCAGACGUCCGCUUCUACUACGACAUAUCGGUCGUCGACGGCGAGGUCUCGUAGACGUCUGCGUCAGCGGAGCGGCUGUUCAGCAGCGCAAAACACGUUCUUUCGUUUCACCAGAAAGCGCCUGACACCCGUCAACUUCGAGAAAAUCUUGUUCUCAAGCGCGAUGAAGGAUGCCGGUGGCAGUAGCAGCAAGGCUGUCUACUACGAAGAAGACCCCGGCGUUAUACUGGCUGAGCGCGGGCAGAGCAUUUCCGCUCGAUGGGCAGAGUUUGUAAGUGACGAAUUUCCAGAUCCCCUAGUUAUCUACGUUGACAACUUGAAGUGCCACGUGACUAAGGACGCGCAGGAAGCAUUUGCUUCGUGGGGGACCGAGCUCGUGGCCCUGCCUGAGAAUACGACUGCUGUGCUACAGCCUCUGGACGUGGGUGUCAUGGGGCCAUUCAAGAAGAAGCUACGGUCUCUGACGCUAUCCUACGACUUAGCCUCCAUCCAGAGUAAUGUGACGUUGCCUCUAAGAGAGAGACUGCUAGCGCUCAAGCGCAUGUCUGCGGACGAGAAGAGAAAACUGCUUGUAGAUCGCGUAGUGACAGCUUGGGCAGCUAUUGACGAGCGCUGCAUUAAGCGAGCCUGGGAGAAGUCUGGACUGUAA
Phytophthora infestans T30-4 is the source of this 972-nucleotide messenger RNA. RefSeq lists its product as uncharacterized. Gene Ontology annotation, molecular function: nucleic acid binding. The record is from RefSeq and is a predicted model, not a curated record. The coding region runs from base 1 to 972 and encodes 323 amino acids. The transcript is spliced from 6 exons. NCBI's taxonomy places the organism in Eukaryota, Oomycota, Peronosporomycetes, Peronosporales, Peronosporaceae.